GCCGCCGCCAUGACCUGGAGCGCCGCGGCCCGGGGCGCCCACCAGCCCGACAACACCGCGUUCACGCAGCAGCGCCUCCCCGCCUGGCAGCCGCUGCUGUCGGCCAGCAUCGCGCUGCCGCUCUUCUUCUGCGCGGGCCUGGCCUUCAUCGGCCUGGGCCUGGGCCUCUUCUACUCCUCCAACGGCAUCAAGGAACUCGAGUACGACUACACGGGCACGGCGGGCACCGGCGGCUGCUCGGCGUGCGCCCUGGCCGACCGGGGCCGCGCGCCGCCGCCGCCCUGCUCGUGCGCCUGGCACUUCUCGCUGGCCGAGCUCUUCCCGGGCCCCGUGUACCUCUACUACGAGCUGACCAACUUCUACCAGAACAACCGGCGCUACAGCGUGUCCCGCGACGACGCGCAGCUGAGCGGGCUGCCGAGCGCGCUGCGCCACCCGGCCAACGAGUGCGCCCCCUACCAGCGCCGCGCCUCGGGCCUGCCCAUCGCGCCGUGCGGCGCCAUCGCCAACAGCCUCUUCAACGACUCCUUCUCGCUGUGGCACCGGCGCCGCGCCGGCGGGCCGUACGUCGAGGUGCCGCUCGACCGCACCGGCAUCGCCUGGUGGACCGACUGCCACGUCAAGUUCCGCAACCCGCCGCUGGUGAACGGCAGCCUGGCGCUGGCCUUCCACGGCACCGCGCCGCCGCCCAACUGGCCCCGGCCCGUGUACGCGCUGAGCCCGGACCCGAACAACACCGGCUUCGUCAACCAGGACUUCGUGGUGUGGAUGCGCACGGCGGCGCUGCCCACGUUCCGCAAGCUGUACGCGCGCAUCCGCCAGGGCAACUACUCCGCGGGGCUGCCGCGCGGCUCCUACGUGGUCAACAUCACCUACAACUACCCGGUGCGCGCCUUCGGCGGCCGCAAGCUCGUGGUCCUCAGCAACAUCUCGUGGAUGGGGGGCAAGAACCCGUUCCUGGGCAUCGCCUACCUGGCCGUCGGCUCCCUCUGCAUCCUCGUGGGCUUUGUCAUGCUGGUCGUCUACAUUCGCUACCAGGACCAGAACGACGAGGACGAGGAUGAGGAGUGACUCGGGGCGCCCUCCCUGCUACCUGCCGGAAGUCCCCUGCGAGCUUCUCGGGCUAACCCGCGUCGACUCCAAUUCCAAACCCCAAUUCCAGCCUCGCCUCGCGUCUCCUCCUGCUGUGAUGCGGGGGCCCGAGGGAGGAAUUACACGAGACCGCCGUUACCCAUUCUCCCCACCUUCACCGUCUCUCCAGUUGACCUUGGGCUCCUAGAGCCGCCGCGUUGGGGCGUGGGAGGGACGGUAGAGAUUCCUGUUCUACUCUUGCCUGAUGAAGAGCCCGAGACCCAGAGACCUUAAAUAACCCGUGCAAGGUCACGCAGCCCUUCAUUGGCUCCUGAUUCUGACUCUUCACUGUUAUCACUACAACACAGUGCUUUUCUUGAGGGGGUGGGGGAGGGGAUGUCGGGGAGAGAGUGAAGCCCACAAAUAACGUGCUGAGGUGCGGAGGGGUGGGAGAGAAUAUAUUUGGUGAGUUUUAAGUCACAAGAUUGUAGGUGGGCUUGUAAGACUCCAAUAAUUGGACACAGAUUCCGACAAGAUAAGGCUGGAGUGAGAGACACCCCCCCCCCCCCUCCCUGAAGCUGUGUUUUAACAAGCCUGUCUGGAGAUUCCUCCUGUAUUCCCUCCAAUUCGGGAAUCACUGUCCUGAACCAGGGAGGGAGCAAGUACAACACUGUGUCUGAGAUUGGGCCUGAAACAGUGACCUGCAUCCCGCUUUUCAGGUAGCGAUUUGUUCGCAGGGGCAGUGAUACAAUGUUGCAAGUUUUGUCCAACAUCCUGCCUGCAACCUAGAAAGCCCUCCAUCAUUUGUGGAAUGAGUGGGGACAAAACUUGCUAUCUCUAGAAAUCUGGCAUACGGAUUUGCAGGACAGGGUUUGUAUCAAUGUAUUUAAUAUUGGAGGGUUAAAGUGAAAAAAAAAAAAAAACAAUUUGCCAAGUACGGUAUAGAAACUUGAAAAUGCCAAAUCACUUUGCACAGCUUGGAGUCAGGGUUUUAACUUGAUCAUUAGACAAAUGGAAGGGGUCUUCGAGGGAAAAUGAUUUCCCUAAAGUCUUUGUGUCUCCUGACUACUGACUCAGCCCUCCUUGUCAUCUAAAUUAUUUUUUAUGCUUAGAGAAAAAAGUUUUCCUUUAUGCAUACAACUGCCCUAGAGUCUAAGAAAAAAAUUUUUUAAAUCUGUGUUCUCAAAUGAAGGAUGCUAACAAAUGCUAAGGAAUAUAGUCGUAUGUUAUCGAGAAUCUUAAGAAUUAUUUUAAACUUAAAGAUAAUCUUAUAGUCUGACUACCCUAAAAUUACCCCAUUGUAUGUAAAGUUAUUCUAAGGAAUAGAUUUUUUUAAAAAAUUAGUUUCAGGGGUAGAAUUUAGUGAUUCAUGGGUUGCAUCUAACACCCAGUGCUCAUUCCAUCAAGUGCCCUCCCUAAAUGUCCAUCACCCAGUUACCCCAUCUCCCCGCUCACUUCCCCUCCAGCAAUCCUCAGUUUUUUUCUUAUGAUUAAGAGUAUCUCUUAUGGUUGGCUACCUCUCUGAUUUCGUCUUGUUUUAUUUACUUUUCCCUGCCUUCCCCUAUGAUCCUCUGUUUUGUUUCUUAAAUUCCACAUAUGAGUGAGAUCAUAUGAUAUUUGUCUUUCUCUGACUGACUUAUUUCUAAAAUUUCUAGGUUUUUAAAAAAUCACCUCCUUUUUAUGGCAAAGCAAAACAAAAACAAAAACCCCUGGUAAUAUUAUCUUAACCAGUUUUAUUUCCUGAAAGUAAACAAUUACCUGGUAUUCUGUUGGAACUGCCCGGUAUCUGCUCUCUUUUACAACUGUUUUCCAGUUACUACUGAUUUUGCUCAUGCCUGUACCGUAGUACAAGACAUUGACGUAUUUUUUUUUUUAGUAGCCAAAGAAUAUCGAAUCGCAUUGAAUAAUUUACAUUAAUGUUAUUGUACUCUAUUCUAGUUUUUGAAAAUUAAUAAUUGAUGAACAGCAUGCACGAUCAGUGACCUGUCUCAGACCUUUUUUUUUUUUUUUUUCAGACCUUUUGUAGAUAUUGUGAGUUAAUACUCUGCCCCACUAUUUUACAGAAACCAAAAAAUAUUUUGGUGACUCUGGUGUACUGGCUUCUCACUUUCUGAGUGCAACACAAUUUCAUUGUCAGAUUGCAUAUUGCGAUGUUAAGCUAUGAAAAUCUGAUCGUUAUGUGUAUGUGGAUAAUUUUUAUUUAUUAUGAAUGUUUGAUCAAGUAGCUUACUAGCCUAGCUGUCUUUAUGUUCAAUAAGAGAAUUUACUACUUUUUACUGUGUGGCUGAGAACAACCAUGUAUUUUGCUAUCCUUUUUACAAUAUUUAGUCCAUUGCUAUAAAAUUUUUAACGAGACUACAAAAUUUAAGGUAUUCUGAUUCAAUCAAUGAAUGUGGUUCCAGGCCCUGUUCUCUGGGCUUCUCAAAGAGAAUAAAGGUUAUGUUUGUCUUA
Canis lupus familiaris (dog) is the source of this 3522-nucleotide messenger RNA. It is a transcript of the gene CDC50B, whose product is annotated as transmembrane protein 30B. The coding region runs from base 10 to 1071 and encodes 353 amino acids. Lineage: Eukaryota; Metazoa; Chordata; Mammalia; Carnivora; Canidae. Gene Ontology annotation, cellular component: Golgi apparatus; plasma membrane; endoplasmic reticulum. The record is from RefSeq and is a predicted model, not a curated record. The transcript has a single exon. Gene Ontology annotation, biological process: phospholipid translocation.